GGAAGGGGGGGAAUCUGGGCAGCGGCCGAGCUCUGUGGCUUCAGGGCUCGGAGAGAGGGAGGGUGGCAAAGAGAGAGUGAGUCGGUGCCGCCGCCUGCCUGAGGAGAAAGGAGGGGUCCCGCCUGCCCUGCGCACUUCGCAGGCCCAGAGCGUGAGGCACCCGCGAAUCUCUGAGGCCUCGCGGCCCCUGGGGACCCCGCCCCGCCGCCCGCUGGCCGGCCCGCGGCCUCUCUUCCCUUUGUGAGCGCCCCCUUCCCAGGGGUGGUGGUGUUGGCCGAGGACUGCGCGUGGGCCCGCCCGCCGAGGGGCCGCCGCGGGGAACCGAGAGGGCCUCGGCUGUGUGAGGACUGGAGGCGGCCGAGGCCCGGGACGGUUCCCCCGAGGCGGCGGCGGCGGCGGCGGCGGCGGCGGUGGCGGUGGCGGCGGCUGCGGCGGCAGCUCCCGGCACUUCCCCGCGCCAUCUUAGCUGAGCCCCAGGGCUGAGGGCGCCUCUUGGACCCCGGUCAUCCCCUCGCCCCCCCCACCCCCUUGCCCCUAGUCGCAGAGCUUGGGCUGGGCGGCUCGCUGGGGCUCCGGGGUGUGGGGGGGGGCAGCGGUCUGUCGCCGGGCCCCCUCCUCCUCCUCCUCUUCACUCCUUGCCCUCCAGCGUAGCGGCCACCAGAGCGCUGCAGGGGGCUGUGCCUGCCUACUCCACCCCAGACCUGUCGGCGAAAGGUAGUUUAUGUCAGCGUGGCUUCAUUCACACAGAUGAACCAAGGAUUGGGAUAGGAGUAUAAAAUUAGAAUCAGACAGCUGACUGCCCAGCAGGAUGCCAUCAACCAACAGAGCGGGCAGCCUAAAGGACCCUGAAAUUGCAGAACUCUUUUUCAAAGAAGAUCCAGAGAAGCUCUUCACCGAUCUCAGAGAAAUUGGCCAUGGAAGCUUUGGAGCAGUGUAUUUUGCACGAGAUGUGCGUACGAAUGAAGUGGUGGCCAUCAAGAAAAUGUCUUAUAGUGGAAAGCAGUCUACUGAGAAAUGGCAGGAUAUUAUUAAGGAAGUCAAGUUUCUACAAAGAAUAAAACAUCCCAAUAGUAUAGAAUACAAAGGCUGCUAUUUACGCGAACACACAGCAUGGCUUGUAAUGGAAUAUUGUUUAGGAUCUGCCUCAGAUUUACUAGAAGUUCACAAAAAGCCAUUACAAGAAGUGGAAAUAGCAGCAAUUACACAUGGUGCUCUUCAGGGACUAGCCUAUUUACAUUCUCAUACCAUGAUCCAUAGAGAUAUCAAAGCAGGAAAUAUUCUUCUGACAGAACCAGGCCAAGUGAAGCUUGCUGACUUUGGAUCUGCUUCCAUGGCAUCUCCUGCCAAUUCUUUUGUGGGAACACCUUAUUGGAUGGCCCCAGAAGUAAUUUUAGCCAUGGAUGAAGGGCAGUAUGAUGGCAAAGUAGAUGUAUGGUCUCUUGGAAUAACAUGCAUUGAACUAGCGGAAAGAAAGCCUCCUUUAUUUAAUAUGAAUGCAAUGAGUGCCUUAUAUCACAUAGCCCAAAAUGAAUCCCCUACACUACAGUCUAAUGAAUGGUCUGAUUAUUUUCGCAACUUUGUAGAUUCUUGCCUCCAGAAAAUCCCUCAAGAUCGUCCUACAUCAGAGGAACUUUUAAAGCACAUGUUUGUUCUUCGGGAGCGCCCUGAAACAGUGUUAAUAGAUCUUAUUCAAAGGACAAAGGAUGCAGUGAGAGAACUGGACAAUCUGCAGUAUCGAAAGAUGAAAAAGCUCCUUUUCCAGGAGGCACAUAAUGGACCAGCAGUAGAAGCACAGGAAGAAGAAGAGGAGCAAGAUCAUGGUGUUGGCCGAACAGGAACAGUGAAUAGCGUUGGAAGUAAUCAAUCUAUUCCCAGUAUGUCCAUCAGCGCCAGCAGCCAGAGUAGUAGUGUUAACAGUCUUCCAGAUGCCUCAGAUGACAAGAGUGAGCUGGACAUGAUGGAAGGAGACCACACGGUGAUGUCUAAUAGUUCUGUCAUCCAUUUAAAACCCGAGGAGGAAAAUUACAGAGAAGAAGGGGAUCCUAGAACAAGAGCGUCAGAUCCACAAUCUCCACCCCAAGUAUCUCGUCACAAAUCACACUAUCGUAACAGAGAACAUUUUGCUACUAUACGAACAGCAUCACUGGUUACAAGGCAGAUGCAAGAACAUGAACAGGACUCUGAGCUUAGAGAACAGAUGUCUGGUUAUAAGCGAAUGAGGCGUCAACAUCAAAAGCAACUGAUGACACUAGAAAAUAAACUAAAGGCUGAGAUGGAUGAACAUCGCCUCAGAUUAGACAAAGAUCUUGAAACUCAGCGAAAUAAUUUUGCUGCAGAAAUGGAAAAACUUAUUAAAAAACACCAGGCUGCUAUGGAAAAAGAGGCUAAAGUGAUGGCCAAUGAGGAAAAGAAAUUUCAGCAACAUAUUCAAGCCCAACAGAAAAAGGAACUGAAUAGCUUUUUGGAGUCUCAGAAAAGAGAAUAUAAACUUCGAAAAGAGCAGCUUAAAGAGGAGUUGAAUGAAAACCAGAGUACUCCCAAAAAAGAAAAGCAAGAGUGGCUUUCCAAACAGAAGGAAAAUAUACAGCAUUUCCAAGCAGAAGAAGAAGCUAACCUUCUUCGACGUCAGCGGCAAUAUCUAGAGCUGGAAUGCCGUCGCUUCAAAAGAAGAAUGUUACUUGGGCGUCAUAACUUAGAGCAAGACCUUGUCAGGGAGGAGUUAAAUAAAAGACAGACUCAGAAGGACUUGGAGCAUGCCAUGCUUCUGCGACAACAUGAAUCAAUGCAAGAACUGGAGUUCCGCCACCUCAAUACAAUUCAGAAGAUGCGCUGUGAGUUGAUCAGAUUGCAACAUCAGACUGAGCUCACUAACCAGCUGGAAUAUAAUAAACGAAGGGAAAGAGAACUAAGGCGGAAACAUGUCAUGGAGGUUCGACAACAGCCUAAGAGUUUGAAGUCUAAAGAACUCCAAAUAAAAAAGCAAUUUCAGGAUACCUGCAAAAUCCAAACCAGACAGUACAAAGCGUUAAGAAAUCAUCUGCUGGAGACUACACCAAAGAGUGAGCACAAAGCUGUUCUAAAGAGGCUCAAGGAGGAGCAGACCCGGAAGUUAGCCAUCUUGGCUGAGCAGUAUGAUCACAGUAUUAAUGAAAUGCUGUCUACACAAGCUCUACGUUUGGACGAAGCACAGGAAGCAGAGUGCCAGGUUUUGAAGAUGCAGCUGCAGCAGGAACUGGAGCUGUUGAAUGCAUAUCAGAGCAAAAUCAAGAUGCAAGCUGAGGCACAACAUGAUCGAGAACUUCGGGAGCUUGAACAGAGAGUCUCCCUCCGCAGGGCACUCUUAGAACAAAAGAUUGAAGAAGAAAUGUUGGCUUUGCAGAAUGAACGCACAGAAAGAAUACGAAGCUUGUUAGAACGUCAAGCCAGAGAAAUUGAAGCUUUUGACUCUGAAAGCAUGAGACUAGGUUUUAGUAACAUGGUUCUUUCUAAUCUCUCUCCUGAGGCAUUCAGCCACAGCUACCCUGGAGCUUCUAGUUGGUCUCAUAAUCCUACUGGGGGUCCAGGACCUCAUUGGGGUCAUCCCAUGGGUGGCCCACCACAAGCUUGGGGGCAUCCAAUGCAAGGUGGACCCCAGCCAUGGGGUCACCCCUCGGGGCCAAUACAAGGGGUACCUCGAGGUAGCAGUAUGGGAGUCCGCAAUAGCCCCCAGGCUCUGAGGCGGACAGCUUCUGGGGGACGGACGGAGCAGGGCAUGAGCAGAAGCACGAGUGUCACUUCACAAAUAUCCAAUGGGUCACAUAUGUCUUAUACAUAACUUAAUAAUUAAGUGGCAAUUCCGCUGGAGCUGUCUGCCAAAAGAAACUGCCUACAGACAUCGUCACAGCAGCCGCCUCACUUGGGUACUGUGGUGAGGAGCUGAGUGCAUAUGGUAUAUUUUAUUCAUUUUUGUAAAACAUUCUGUUUUUGUGUUUACUAAUUGGGAUGUCAUAGUAUUUGGCUGCCGGGUUUUGUUUUGGUUUUUAAGCUUUUGGGGAAAUUUUGGAAAGGGGAAUUAAUAUUAAAUAUGUAAGUGUGUGAGUAUGUUUACACACACACACACACACACAUACACACGUCUCAUGCAUGUGGUAAAAAGAAAUUGGCUACAUAGGGGAUAUUUUCUGAAUACUGCAAAAAGUGAACUAUGGCAAAAGGAAAUUUAUGAAAAUAUCUAAAGCCUUUCUAUUUAUCCCAAGUUUUUAUGAGCCACUCAACAGCAGGCAGCAAUUGCUGAAUAAUUUAUUAUGGAACAUCUCUGCAUCCCCUCACCAGUGUAAUUUCUUUGUUAAAUUGACUUGAUUUCUCAGCCUCAUUUGGAGUUAAAAAAAAAAAAAAAAGAAAUCCAUGAACACUAAAGGAUUGCACUGAGUUUUUCAGAUGGUGGAAACAACUUAGUUCCUUUUUGAAUGCUUUAUAGAUGUGUCAGUGGUUUUUUACCAUUCAGUUGUUCCUUUUUUUGUGUUACAGUAAGAUGUGAGUGAUUAAGGAGAUCACAAGUUGCAUGGAAAGUAUAUUAGCAAACCAGUGAACUUUCAAGGGGAAAGACCAGAAGGGUGAUAAGAGGGGUUUUGGAAACUUCAUAUGUGGAAAUGUCUGAUGUGUGAGUGACAAUAUGAAACCUAAUAUCCUGACGUUUUGUUGCUUAUACUGUGAUGUGUCAUCCUAGCUAAGCUCUAUAACCCCCAAGACCCCAGACAGUACUUUUGCUUUGUAAGAAACAGACACACAGCCAAUGUAAAUCAAAUGCCAGAGGCAUUUGAAAGAUGCCAUAUUUGCAGACUGCCAUGUAUUGAAAUUCUCAUCACACUACUUCAGUGUAAUUUGUUUAUCCCCUUUGGCUUAUGGGAUUUCCUGUUUACAAGUAGAAUAGCCAAUUAUUUAAAUGUUUAGUUGCCAUAGUGAACCAGGAGUCACUGAGCCAAUGACUUUACCAGCUGCUGACUAAUCUUCAUCACCACUGUAGAUUUUUGCUGCAUGUGCAGGUCCUCUUUUGUGUUUGUUGGUUUUUUGUUGUUUUUUUUUUUUUUUCUUCUUCUUUUUGCUAUUUUUGUUGCUGCAGUACUUUACAAACUUCUAGUUCAUCGAGACUUAGUGACCAUUUGGCACCAUGUUAACAUCAUACAAUAGGAAACACCACUUCCAAAAAGUCUCAAGCCUAAGUGUUAAAGUACUACUGAAAAGGAACUAGGAAGUUUGGCGAAUCAAAAAGAGGCAGGGUGAUGGUGGUUAUCAGGAUCAGGGAAUCUCCUGACAAAAACUAGCAUUAUUUUGAGUGGGAAGGCAGCAUAUUUUGUUUAGUUUUGUUUUACAAUGAAGGAUCAACCCAAUGUUGAAAGCCAGUGUUAUUUGGUAUUGCAUUACUUGUAUGGAAAUUGGAUUGGAGGUGGGUGGGCAGGGUGCUGUGAAUCUGACUUGAAGAAAAGGGUAUCCUUUCCAGUGACAUAUCAGAAUUUCUUGCAAGUUAUUUUUCUAUUCCCUGCCCAGUUGUCUUGAAGAGUCCUUGCUGCUAUCUCUGGAUCCUGUUUUUUAUAUAGUCAGAGAGCUCCAAGGUUCCUCUCAAUGAUAUUAUUUAGUUAGACCAGACUAAUGACCAAAUAAUAAUCUAUCCUUCUUAAAGUCUUGGUUUUUCUUAAACAAACUGUUUCCCAGGGAUGUCAGUCUACUCUAUGAAUUCUCCCCUUAAAGUUUCUGGCAUUUGAUUUGAAGGUAACUGGAAGAAAUAUUAAUAUUUUAAUGUAAAUAUUUUUAAAGCCAAGCUUACAGUGGAAUUCACACAGUUUUAGAAUGUUUCCAGUAGGCCCCCAAAUGUACUAUCCUGAUGGUCAUCAUUCAGGUUGCCACUCUUGAGGUAUACUUGAGUUAGUGAAAGGAAGGGGAUUUUAGUUUUUUCCCUGUCUUUCUUGCAUUCAAAAACAAGUUAAUAUACAGUAUUUGAAAUAAAUUGAGUAAUCUGCCUAUUAGGAACAAGAUAUGAGAGAGCUUCACAAUUAAAUAAUAAAAUGUCCACAAGUAUGAUGGAAUUUGAUACCUUUAAAAUAAUUCCUCAUAUAUCUUGUCCCUCUGUACUAAAUUAAUAAAACAGAGAAGCAGGUCAGUUUUACAUGCAGAACUCUUUAAAUCCUAAAUAUUACCAGUAAUAAACUUUAAAAUCCAGUUGUGAACUUAAGUUAGUCAAAUUGGAUUACCAAGCUCAUUCAGAAUAGUAUGUAUUUAUAUAAAAAUGUGAUUGAAUCUUUGACUCUGGGUGUCUGUCCAGGAUGGCUUUGUAUCUAAUUGUGUGGCAACCAGUUUUUACAUAGGUCAUGACUUAAUACAGAUUUAUACUAUUAAAUUUUAAUUAAAAUAUAUAGUGUUUGCAUAAAAUGAUUUAAACUAAUUGGUUUGCGUGUGUUUGUAAGCUCUAACUUUUUAAGGACUCUCAUAUGCUAAAGAUCAUCACAGAGUAUAAUGCGCAUAGCAGGAAAUUGAAAAGGUUUGAGAUUCCCUCAAGAAAGAGUGACCAUUUUGUUAAGUAUGCAAAUGUCAAUGUUUGAUCAAAUAACACUACCUCCUCCUCAGUGUUGGUUUUCACUCAUUAUAUGUAUGGUUAAGAAAACUAAAAAUAUGGGAAAUAUGUUUAGCAUAAGUUAUAAAUGCUAUAUCUGGUAUCCAGAACCUGGCAGUAAAAAUUUCUUAAUGUUUCCCCCUCUUCCCUCCCCUCCCCAUUUUUUUUUUGAGUUAGCAUUUAAAAAAUGCAAAUCCUGUCUUGAAAUAAAUUAUCUCUAAUUGGAUUCUCUUCCCUUUGAAUGUGUUUUUCCUUUUUAUUUGAAAUCAGCUCUGAUUCCAAAUUAUAGGAUCUGAUAAUAUUGCCAUUACAUCCAUCAUGUUAGCUGAAAGCUGUGUUUUUCCUGUUUUUAUUCAGAAUUUCCAUUUCUGUACCUAGAGAUGAAUAGUCCUCUAUUUGAAUCAGCACUCACGGAGGUAAUAUGCUUAGUAUUCUCAGUCAAAGAUUUAUUGAUAAAUUAUAGUGUUUCGCAUAGUCAUUCAUUUUGGCUGCCUCGACAUCAGGUAGAUACCACUCAAUCCACUGAAGAAGCUGUCUGGGUAUUCCCUUCCACUCCACCAGUUUUCCCUUAUCCUCUUUUGAAAAACUGAAAACUUUAUGAGCAUAUUUUUCAGAACAUAAGGCAGACUUUUGUUACUUUCUGCUGCUUCAAGUACUAAAUGUCUAGCAUUUUAAACUUUUAGAAAAUACAUUGUGUUGGACACUGGAAUAAUACUAUUUAUUUUCACCUGUGAAAACAACUUCAUUAUACUUGAAACAACUCCUUUGCAUUUCUCCAUUUGUGCCAUUCACUAGUGGAAAUAAAUUGUAUUAUACCAUGAUCUACUGGCUUUUUAAAACUGUUUAAUAUGCACAUUUUUGGUAUAGCUAUUAUCAUUUGUGUGUAUAUAUUGUAUAUACAUAUGAGUGUCUAUAUGUGUGUAAAGAUAGAUGGUAUAACUCAUACUGUACAUUUCUAUCAGGGCACUUAAGGUUCUGUUUUUGUUUGGUUUUGUUAUUUCAGUCCUCAGUUAAGGCAAGAAUGCCUGAGUUUCUUACAAGUGAAUGCUCUGGGUUGAUAUUUAUGAGGAGGUGGUCAUUAAUUACAAUCUUUCCUUUCUUAAUUUCUGCUUAACACUUGUGUGAGU
Ochotona princeps (American pika) is the source of this 7710-nucleotide messenger RNA. It is a transcript of the gene TAOK1, whose product is annotated as TAO kinase 1. Gene Ontology annotation, biological process: protein phosphorylation; execution phase of apoptosis. NCBI's taxonomy places the organism in Eukaryota, Metazoa, Chordata, Mammalia, Lagomorpha, Ochotonidae. Gene Ontology annotation, molecular function: protein kinase activity; ATP binding. The record is from RefSeq and is a predicted model, not a curated record. The coding region runs from base 809 to 3814 and encodes 1001 amino acids. The transcript is spliced from 20 exons.